This is a messenger RNA of Eublepharis macularius, 4229 nucleotides long. RefSeq names its product elastin microfibril interfacer 1 (gene EMILIN1). Gene Ontology annotation, molecular function: protein binding. Bases 263 to 3349 code for a protein of 1028 amino acids. The transcript has 8 exons. The record is from RefSeq and is a predicted model, not a curated record. NCBI's taxonomy places the organism in Eukaryota, Metazoa, Chordata, Lepidosauria, Squamata, Eublepharidae.
GGAGCUGGGGCCCAGAGCUGCCAGGCAGGAAGUCAGGGGGGAGUGAGCAAGCCAGCUCUGGGAAGUUUGCGAAGCUGUCAGAGUGUGUGGAGUGAGCGACCAAGCAAAGCCCUCUCCGCCUGCCUGGCGACGGGGCUAAGGCUUCAGGGAAAACUAAAAGGGGCUCUUGCUGCUGGCAGCAUCUCUGGCUCCAUCGGGGCACGAAGGCCACACCAUGCACGGCUGACAAGGGACCUCGAGGACAGGACACCAAGAACUGGGGAUGGCCGGCCCUGUGGCCCCGGUGUGGCUCUGUAUCUGGUGGGGCCUGUUGGCUAGACAGGCCUGGGGCAUGAACUACCCGCCCAGGUACAGCCUGUACACAGGGGCUGGCCUGCCGUUCACGCAGCUCCAAGGUACUGCUCAAGCAUCCAACGGUGCACGGGUUGCCAGCCGCCACAGGAACUGGUGUGCCUACGUGGUGUCACGUAGCGUGAGCUGUGUGGUGGAGGAUGGCGUUGACACCUAUGUGAAGCCGGACUACCAGCCAUGUGUCUGGGGGCAACUCCAGUGUCCCCGUGUUGUCACGUACCGGAGCUUCAUGCGCCCUCGCUACAAGGUGGCCUACAAAACAGUGUCAGACAUGGAGUGGCGUUGCUGCCCUGGCUACUCGGGGGAUGAUUGUGCCGAAGGGGGGACGCCGCUCACCACCACCCGGCCACGACCUCAGCCUGGCCGCCCCAACCUGUCUGGCUUCAGCAACACGCUCAGUGGUCUGGGUGGAGAAGGACACAGGGACUCCGAGAAGGUGCAACAGCUGGAAGAGAAAGUGCAAAGCCUCAGCAAGCAAUUGCAUGACCUGCAAUCCACCAUACAGGCCAGCAACACCAAGCUAGCUGAAGACAUACGCAAGGCAGUAGAGUCCUCUCUGAAUGGUAAGCAGCCCGCAGAUGCAGCUGCCCAUCCCGAGAUGAAAGAGACCCUCAAUGAGAUUCAGCGUCAUCUGCAGCGCCUCGACAACCGCAUCUCCAACCAUGAGAAUGGCCAGGGCACUGGAGAGAGUGGAAUGGAUGUCCGUAGUGAGGUCCUACGGGAGGUAGAACGGCGCUUGCAGGAGUCAUGCACAUCCUGCCUGACGGGUGUGGAAGGAUUGCGGCGGCAGCAGGAGGAGGACCGUGAGCGGAUGAGAGCCCUGGAGAAGCUGGUCACGUCCAUGGACCAGCGGAAUCGUGAAACUAUGAGCACCAUCCAACAGCACGUUAGCAACCUUGCUCGGCAGAUGCCCAAGGACUGCUGCCACCAGCUGGAAGACAAGGUGAACCGGCUGGAGCACCGCCUGGAUACCAUGUCAGAGUCUCUUGCUGUGCUGCAUGAGCAUGGAGGAGGCCACAGACCAUCAACCCUUCCUCCUCCCUGGAGUGUGGACAGGCGCAUGUCUGAAAUGGAGAGCCGUGUGAACACCACGCAACGCAGCCUGGAAGAGCACUUUGUCGAUCUGCAGGUCAUGCUGGAGGGAGCAGACGAGCGGCUCCGCAGAGCAGAGGGGCAGCUGGAUUUCCUUUUCUCCCGCCUCAAUGACUUCCAGAGCAAUGUCAACCGGGCCCUGGCCAACCUGUCACGGGAUGUGGGUGGACUGAAGGACAGCAGCCUGCAGCAGCAAGGGACUCUAGAGGGAGUGCGUGGGGCAGUUCUUACCUGUACUGAGAUCUGCAGCCCUCCCAGCAGUCAGGACACUCAGAUUAGCACCAUCUUGAGUGACCUUGGACGCCGGGUUCUGGACAAUGAGGCACAGCUGCGAUUGCUGGGCUCCUCCAUCCACCAGCUUGACGUGUCUGGCAAGCUGCAGAACUUGCGAGGCCUGGUGGGGGCUAAUACUGAAGCCCUUGGCAAACUGGCUGGGGAGAUAGGUGAAGUGGAGAACAGGCUGAUGGUCUCCAUGAGUGCUGGGCCACCCGACCUGGUGCUCUAUUCCAACCGCACUGACAAGCGCCUGGAGAAGUUGGAGGAAGAGGUCAAGGAGCUGGAAGGCCAAAGCUGCAGCCAGACUUGCUCUGAGCUGAAAGGGGAGGUGGGGCAGCUCAGGGAGCAGGUAGAGACCUGUCAGGCUACCUGCCAGCCUAUGGGGAGGAGGCCAGAUCCGGACAAAGAGCAGGUGGAUACCACUAAGCCCCUGGACGGCUUCAGCGUUAUCGGCGGCAGCUCCAGCAUCCACCUCAAGUCCCUACAAGGCGAGCUGUCUGAGGUGAUCUUGGGCUUCAGCGCCCUCAAUGAGACAUUGGCAGGGCUGCAGGCCACGGUGGAGAAGCACCAGACAGACAUUCACGAACUGGGCACCACCAAAGAUCACAUCAUCGAAGAGAUCAACCGUGUGCAGCAGGAGGUAACGGAGCACGUGAGCGAAAGCGAGGAGCGUUUCCAGGUGCUGGGCCGCGAGAUCCACCAGUUCGGCGGCACCCUGCAAGUGGAGGCAUCGGACUGCCGGCGGGCCUCUGGGGGUCUGGCCGAGCGGCUCACUAAGCUAGAGGGGACUUGCGAACGGCUAGAUGAUGUGUCUGGCAGCCUGCGGAAGAUCAAGGAAGGGCUGGACAAGCACGUCUCAGCCUUGUGGGUCUGCCUUCAUGAAGUGAAUGGGACCCUACGCAAUCAUGGUGCCCUGCUGGACAAGAUCCAUGGUAGCCACCUGGGCACCAUCCACCGCCGCCUCAGUACCCUUAAUGGAUCCCUCCAGACUUUGCAGAGUCAAUUGCACGACCUCACACUUCAGGACUUGACAGGCCCUCCAGGGCUUCCAGGACGAGAAGGUCCCAUAGGGAGACCGGGUCUUCCAGGUCCAAUUGGGCCUCCUGGCAAGGAUGGAAAGACUGGUUCUGUGGGUCCCCCAGGUCUCCCUGGAGAGCAAGGGCUGCCGGGUCCUGCUGGAAGGAUACCCCAGGUCUCCUUUGCUGCAGCAUUAACAUCCCGGCAUGUGGAGACUGGAACCAUCCCCUUCGACAGGGUAUUGGUGAAUGAUGGACAUUUUUACGACCCUGAUUCAGGGAUCUUCACAGCUCCGGUUGCCGGCCGCUAUCUGGUCAGCGCCAUCCUGACUGGGCACAGGGGCGAGAAGAUCGAGGCGGUGCUGUCCCGUUCCAACCAGGCAAUUGCCCGCAGUGACUCAGCUGGGUAUCAGCCUGAAGGCCUGGAGAACAAACCCGUGGCCGAAAGCCAGCCGAGCACAGGCGCCUUAGCAGUCUUCACCCUUGUCGUCCCCAUGGAAGCAGGCGAGACCCUCUGCGUGGAUCUGGUUUCUGGCCGGCUGGCCCGCUCUCCAGAUGAACCACUUACUGUCUUCAGCGGAGCCUUGCUGUAUGAGGAGGCGGAGGGAAUCUAGGUGGUUCCUGGGUGGAAGGGAGGGGGGAGGAAACGUUGAAGCAGGCCCUUAGUUCAGCCUAGAAAAGGACCAAAGAGGAACCUUGGCUUGCCGACCCAGAAGACCUUAUUUCCUGAGUUGGGGAGGGCUGUGGGAACUUCCGAAAGCCCAGUGUUCAGGACUUCCUCUUGGGAGCAAAAGUACCAAGAAGCAAACAGGGUGGGCGUCAGUCACUGCAGCACCAGACCCUCCUGCCCUUCUAGGGCCUCUUGCCAGCACCACCACCUACCUCCCCCUUCCCAGCUACACAGCAUAAAAACAAGCAGAGAGUGCCAGCCUGAUGAUCUGCCAAGGCAGCUGUGUGAGGUGAGGUGAGAAGUGUGACAGCACCGAGCUCAGCUACAUCAGGCCUUCUGGUCUGGAGGUAAGGGAGCCAUCCAGCCCAACAGAACGCAUUCCAGGGUGGGUGUGGGGAGGGAAAGGCUCUUAAUGUUAUUUAUCAGUGUCUGUCAUACCCUGGAGAAACCACACCGCCCUCCUUCGGGCCACUGCCACCACACUAUGCCACCAGCCAGCUGACGUCCUGCGCUGCUCACGCUUCACAGCUGGGGAUGCCUCCUCUAGCCACUGCAAAGCUGCUGCGAAGCCAGUCCCUGCCUGCCACCCAGGUGCCAGGUGCUGGCUUUUCUCCCUACUGCCAACUUCACAGGACUGUUGAGAGGAAGAGGAGGACAUACCCUUCGCAGCACGAGAGAAGCAUUGAAGUCAGGGUUUCCAGAGGAAGAGAACUGUACCCCCUUUUUACAACCCUCGUGGUUCACCCCUUGUGCCUACUUUGUGUAAUGGCCAAACUCAGCUACAGUUAUAAUUAUUGAAUAAAGAAACAACUCCUUUUUUUUAA